This is a messenger RNA of Myotis myotis, 5778 nucleotides long. It is a transcript of the gene NTN1, whose product is annotated as netrin 1. NCBI's taxonomy places the organism in Eukaryota, Metazoa, Chordata, Mammalia, Chiroptera, Vespertilionidae. The record is from RefSeq and is a predicted model, not a curated record. The transcript has 8 exons. Bases 405 to 2219 code for a protein of 604 amino acids. Gene Ontology annotation, molecular function: protein binding.
GGCGGCCGCCGCGGAGCCCUCGGAGGCGUGCGUGCGUGUGUGCGAGUCCGCGCCAGCCAGCGUGAGUGUGUGCGCCCCGGGCGCGGGCUGGGCGGCACUCCGACCGCGGCGGGAGACCGGCGGCCGCGUCGUCACUCGGGCGAGAGAGGCGGCGGCGGCAGCAGCGGCCGGGCCGGGGCCGGGGCUGGGUAGCGGCGGCCGCGCCGGGCAUGGAGCUGGCAAGCCCGCGCUGAGGCAGGACGCGUCUGCUAGCGGCGAGGGAGAGCCUCCCGCUGUCCGGCGUGCGGGCUCCCCGGCCAGUGCCCCGCAAACUUUUCUUUCUCGUUUGCCCUUUCCAGAGGCGCCUUCUGCGGCGGGCGGACCCACUCCUCGGCGCGGCGGGGCCGGGGCAAGCUGGACGCAGCAUGAUGCGCGCCGUGUGGGAGGCGCUGGCGGCGCUGGCGACCGUGGCGUGCCUGGUGGGCGCGGUGCGCGGCGGGCCCGGGCUCAGCAUGUUCGCGGGCCAGGCGGCGCAGCCCGACCCCUGCUCGGACGAGAACGGCCACCCCCGCCGCUGCAUCCCUGACUUUGUCAACGCGGCCUUCGGCAAGGACGUGCGCGUGUCCAGCACCUGCGGCCGGCCCCCGGCGCGCUACUGCGUGGUGAGCGAGCGCGGCGAAGAGCGGCUGCGCUCCUGCCACCUCUGCAACGCGUCGGAUCCCAAGAAGGCGCACCCGCCCGCCUUCCUCACCGACCUCAACAACCCGCACAACCUGACGUGCUGGCAGUCCGAGAACUACCUGCAGUUCCCGCACAACGUCACGCUCACGCUGUCGCUGGGCAAGAAGUUCGAGGUGACUUACGUGAGCCUCCAGUUCUGCUCGCCACGGCCCGAGUCCAUGGCCAUCUACAAGUCCAUGGACUACGGGCGCACGUGGGUGCCCUUCCAGUACUACUCCACGCAGUGCCGCAAGAUGUACAACCGGCCGCACCGCGCGCCCAUCACCAAGCAGAACGAGCAGGAGGCCGUCUGCACGGACUCGCACACGGACAUGCGCCCGCUCUCCGGCGGCCUCAUCGCCUUCAGCACGCUGGACGGGCGGCCCUCGGCGCACGACUUCGACAACUCGCCGGUGCUGCAGGACUGGGUCACGGCCACCGACAUCCGAGUGGCUUUCAGCCGCCUGCACACGUUCGGCGACGAGAACGAGGACGACUCGGAGCUGGCGCGGGACUCCUACUUCUAUGCAGUGUCCGACCUACAGGUGGGCGGCCGCUGCAAGUGCAACGGACACGCGGCCCGCUGCGUGCGCGACCGCGACGACAGCCUGGUGUGCGAUUGCAGGCACAACACGGCGGGUCCCGAGUGCGACCGCUGCAAGCCCUUCCACUACGAUCGGCCCUGGCAACGCGCCACCGCCCGCGAGGCCAACGAGUGCGUGGCCUGCAGCUGCAACCUGCACGCCCGGCGCUGCCGCUUCAACAUGGAGCUCUACAAGCUGUCGGGACGCAAGAGCGGGGGCGUCUGCCUCAACUGCCGCCACAACACGGCCGGCCGCCACUGCCACUACUGCAAGGAGGGCUACUACCGCGACAUGGGCAAGCCCAUCACCCACCGGAAGGCCUGCAAAGCCUGCGAUUGCCACCCCGUGGGCGCUGCUGGCAAAACCUGCAACCAAACCACCGGCCAGUGUCCCUGCAAGGACGGCGUGACCGGCAUCACCUGCAACCGCUGCGCCAAAGGCUACCAGCAGAGCCGCUCCCCCAUCGCCCCCUGCAUAAAGAUCCCCGUGGCACCACCCACCACUGCAGCCAGCAGCGUGGAGGAGCCGGAAGACUGUGAUUCCUACUGCAAGGCCUCCAAAGGGAAGCUGAAGAUUAACAUGAAAAAGUACUGCAAGAAGGACUAUGCCGUCCAGAUCCACAUCCUGAAGGCGGACAAGGCGGGGGACUGGUGGAAGUUCACCGUGAGCAUCAUCUCCGUGUACAAGCAGGGCGCGAGCCGCAUUCGGCGCGGUGACCAGAGCCUGUGGAUCCGCUCGCGGGACAUCGCUUGCAAGUGCCCCAAGAUCAAGCCCCUCAAGAAGUACCUGCUGCUGGGCAACGCGGAGGACUCGCCGGACCAGAGCGGCAUCGUGGCCGACAAGAGCAGCCUGGUGAUCCAGUGGCGGGACACGUGGGCGCGGCGGCUGCGCAAGUUCCAGCAGCGCGAGAAGAAGGGCAAGUGCAAGAAGGCCUAGCGCGGAGGCAGCGGGGCGGGCGGGCCUGGCGGCACCGCAGCUGCCCGGGGCCCAGAGGGCUUUCCCUCGCCCCACUCGGCGCGCCCCUGGCGGAGCCGCACGCGGGGAGGGGUGCAGGCCAGGCCAGGCCCUGGAGAAAUGAGGACGAGACUUAGCUACCUCACGGGCUCCUUCCCGAGCAGGGACGCGCUUCCCUGGGGCCAGGCGGGUCGCCGCGGUGGGGUCAGGGCAGCCCGAUCUGGGUCCCAGGGCCUGACACAGAACGCGCAGGUGGUGCCGCACCUGCGGCUGGCGUAGGGUUAUGGAGAAGGGGACGUGAGGAGGAGAACUGUGAAUUCUCAGGCCCCCAGUUGGGCCAGGGGCUGAGCGAGCCCGGCCAAACCAUCACCCAAACGUAAAAGACUGAAAAUCCCCCCCUUUUCCCUGACCCCUCUUUGUCACAGGACCCCCUGGUUGGGACAACUUGGGCCCCGUCUGAAGGGGCCAGACAGGCAUUUGGGGGCAGCAGGGUUCCUUCCCCAUGCAGGCGGUGGUCCGUUGCCACCUGCUGCACUGGUCCUCCCGGGUGGGGCGAAGCAGGAACCCUUGCUGGCCCCAACCCCACCCCCACCCCCACCCCCCGGGUUUAGGUGCAGCCCAGGAUUCUGGCCCAGGCAGAGGGCUGUGGACCCAAAGACACCCCUGAGAAGCUCGAGCCGGGUGGUCAUGCCUCACUGAGCUGCUUGCCCGAGGAGGCACUGGGAAGGCACAACCUCCCAGAGAGUUUCCUCUUUGGAAACUUGGAACCAGCCCCUUUAUGACAUUUUCCAGGGGAGGGGACGGGCUCGGGCUGGGUUUAUGGCAGUGACACUAUUUGUGUAAUGACAUCAGCUCCCACCAGGCCCCUCAGCAGUGUUUGCAGCUGGGAAGGGCCUGGAUGGGUAUGGAAUGCAGGCUGCAAAGGCGGUCACCCCGGCUGGGGGAAGGGGCUGGCUGAGUCAGGACCGGGUCUGUUGGCUCAGCAGGGCACAGUGUGCCCGCGCCACGGGCAGGCAAGGCCAGGAAUGACCAGGUUCGGGGAACCACGGGAACCAUGACCACUUCCUGCUGCUGCCCUCACUCCUGGCUCCAAGGGGCAGCAGCUGCUGGGCCGAGAAAGCCUGCUGAGCUACCCAGCUGCCUGCACCUGCCUUGGACUACCGCAGGCAGAGCCUUGCCUACCCUUCCCGGCUGUCCCCUUUGUGCCCUCCCCUUUCCAAAGCUCAGAGACACUGCCUUCAAGCAGGCAGCCCCCACAGGGCCUGUUCCUAUGCCCAGGGCCCACGGUCUCCCUUCCCGAGCUCUCGGCACCUGGCACAGAGUUAGCGGCCUGGCUUCCUCCUCACUCAGGACACUGGCUUCACUCUCCUUCGAGUUCGCCUGCUCAGAAGGGUCACACUGAGUGUGAAGGCCGCCCUGUGGUCCGGCCCGCGUCCGGGCUGCCGUGUAGCGAGCACCUGCCCUGUGCCUGGCACUUUACCCACACCCCCCCGUGGCCCUCACGACAGCCCCGUGAGACAGGGAUCCUUGCCCAUCUCACCAGUGGGGAAACGGAAGCACACGUGCCCAAGGCCACCAGGAAAAGCGGCAGAACUGGACUCGCAGUCCAGGGCCAGGCUUGCUGACCACGGCCCUGCUGCCCCGGCCCGCUGCGCACCAGCUCCCACAGCAGCUGCGAGGGGUGCUCCUGGGAGGUCGCCACGGAGACACGCCCUGGUGGCACCUGGCGAAUGGAGUGUGUGGGGUGGGUGCAGUGACAUCUUCAGAGGUGGAGCCGGGGUGGUGGGUGAGGCGCACAAACACAAUUUGUAGGUUAAAGGCUCUGAAAGGGGCCUUGGCUGAUCUAAGACACAGCAGAAAGGACAUUUGGCUGCCUGGUUGGGGGUGGGGGUGUGUCUGGGGUGUGUGUGUGGAGGAUUCCAGGAGAGACUGGUGGCAGAGGUGCCCCCGUCGGGGGGAGAGGACAGAAUGGCCCUGGGGAGGGAUAUUUGUCUUCCCUGACUCCAGGUCCAAGACGGGAGCAUAGGGACCGCUCUCCUAGCAGUGAGCCCUCUGACGCCAGCGCGGUUUGCCGAGUGCCAUUAGCACCUCGCAGGCCUUGGCGUUUUGCUGGCCCACAGUCCUGUAAAGGCACUCGCUGCUUGGGCUGGUCCUGUUCUGUUUACACCGGUCUGGCUUCUCUGCCUGCCUGUCCACAAGGGUGUGGCAGCCCCGCCACCUCCCCCCUGGGUCUGAGUCACCCAGGUCCAUCCGAAGGCCAGCACUGGUGGUCUCCGAGGCCCCCAGCUCUGGUGCCAGCAGCCUGCCAAGCAGUAAUACAUCUUGCUUUAAACUCAACCAGCCUCACCCUCCUGCUCUGCCCCUGAGGGCAAAGGCCACCCAAUCCACCCAGCAGCCUGGCCCCUGGGCCACGUGUCAGGGCGGCCGGAUUUGUCACCACAGGCCUCCGCACCUCACUGACCCAGCCGGAACCCAGCCCCCAACUUCAGCGGCGAGGACCCCUCCCAGAGGAAGCACCUCGUCCACCAGGAGGAGAUGAAUAGGAACUGAGGUGUGCCCGUUUGUACAGUUAGGAAGGGAUGUAAAAUGAACUAGAUUUUGAUUCUGAAGAGUGUAUUAACCAGAAUUGUGAUAUGUAGGUAUUUGAAGAAAAACACCAGAUUAGUCCUUUUUUGUUUUAAAAGAUUCCCCACUUGUCCUUUUUCUUACCUGCUGGGUGGUCUGGAGCCCCUGACAGCGGAGUGGCUGCUUUACUGAGCAUAUAGUAAAGAGGACGGGGUGGAGGGAGGAGGACACGGGCUGCCCGGACUCACCUGCAGCCCUGCUUCUGUCCCGAGCAGGGCGGGAGGCAGCCCCGCAGGUCCUGAGAAAUGGGCGGGAGGCUGUGAGCUGCCCCAGGCCCCCAGUGACCUGGAAUUCCGUCUCCACAGUAGCGCGCAGGAAAUGGGUAUCGACUUUCUUGGGUUGGCCCCAGGUUGGAAUGAGACCGAAAUCGAGAAGAUUCUGAGUGAUCAGGAAAUGAUCCCCCCAGGAAACUGAAAAACAUUGGGACCUCAAUGCUCAAAGGAAGCGCCCCUAUCACACCCCACGAGGGAGACAGAGUAGACCAACUAGACUCACCGGUGGGGUUCCUGGGCCACGGUUCACAGCCGCAGACAUGCCAUACCCAGGGGCAUCACAGUGUGUACUCUGAGGCCUCGCCUCUGCCACCCCAGCCAGCCCACUCCUCCUCAUUUGCCAUCCCCCCCCCCCCUCCUGGGUGCACUACCCCCCACCCCCUGCGUUCCGGAAUUCUGUUCACUCAGAAUGGUAAAUGUUUAGUUGUGACCAUGACAUUGGGUCAGUGCUCCUUUCCAAUGCAUACUAAUAUAUUAUGGUUAUUAUAUAUGAAUAUAUUUAAUGACAUGGAAAAAGUUGUGGAUUUUUUAAAGUUUUUUUUGUUUGUUUAGAGUUGUAAUGGACCCAGAUGGAACUUGUAACGUGGGCCCCACAUGAUAGAACUAAAUGCAGAUAUCAAUUAAAUAAACUCUUGUACACUGUU